UCAUCAACUUCUUCUUCUACUUCUUCUUAGUUGGGUCCAAGAUGGGGACUCGACUGCUCUUUGGCUUGUUGGCAGUGAUAUUGGUGACGAGCUUCAUUUGCUCGAAUGCAGAAUCGAAGGUCGAGAGGUCUGCUUUUGCUUCCGGUAAAAGCGAAUGUAUUGACUGUGCAGAGAAGAAUGAACUUGCAUACCAAGGGCUUCAAGUGGCCAUCAAGUGCAAGACCAACAACGGGGACUACGAGCUCAAAACCUCCGGCAAACUCGACAAGAACGGCGACUACAGAGUCCAACUCCCCACGGAACUCAUCGGAGAAAACGGAGAUUUAAAGCAAGAGUGCUUUGCACAGCUCCACAGUGUCUCAAAUGCUCCUUGCCCUGAUAAAAAUGGACUCAAUCCUCACAAACUCAUCUUAAAAUCAAGGGAGGAUGGUGUUCAUACUUUCUCAACUGAUGCCAAGCUUCCAUUCUUAUCAACAACAUGCCAAUCUGCCUUCUUUUGGACACACCACAAGUUCACUCCGCUUCCAAAGCCGGAUCCUUUUCAUAAACCAUUGCCUAAGUUCCCUUCACCUCCAUCUAAACUUCCUCCUAAGCCUCAUUAUUACCCUCCAAUCUACAAGAAACCACUUCCACCCUCAAUUCCUAUUUACAAGAAACCACUUCCACCCUCAAUUCCUAUUUACAAGCCUCCAGUUCCUAUUUACAAGCCCCCAGUUCCUGUCAAGAAGCCAGUGCCUCACUUCCCUCCUAUUUACAAAAAGCCAUUGCCUCACUUCCCUCCUAUUUACAAAAAGCCAGUGCCUCACUUCCCUCCUAUUUACAAAAAGCCAUUGCCUCACUUCCCCCAAGUUUACGGAAAGCCGUUGCCUCACUUCCCUCCUAUUUACAAAAAACCAUUGCCUCACUUCCCCCCAAUUUACAAAAAGCCAUUGCCUCACUUUCCUCCUAUUUACAAAAAACCAUUGCCUCACUUCCCUCCGAUUUACAAAAAGCCACUCCCUCAAUUCCCUCCAAUUUACCAUAAGCCCUUGCCUCCUCUUCACAAGUUCCCACCGACCUAUAAGAAGCCUCCUCAUGCUUAAUUCCUAUACCUACUUCUUUCAACCAUAAGUUCUCUCUCGCUUCAUUUCACCCGUUUUCAUUUCUUGCCCGUUAUCUAUGCCGGAGUAUUAUUGAAUAGUGUGCAGAUGCAAUCUAAACUUAUUUCAAUUGCAUCAUAAUGUGUGACAGGAUUUGUUCUUCAAAGAUUACGUACAGUGCUGUAAUAAAAGAUUGUUCUCAAGAUAUCUAUCUGCUUGACAGUUUUUAGAACUGGAGGAGUGAGUUUGUUGUGGCUGUAUCUGUUAUAUGUAUAUUUGCAUUCACUCAAUAAUGAGUUAUCUAUUACCAGAAUUUGAGCAA
Messenger RNA from Asparagus officinalis (garden asparagus), 1401 nucleotides. RefSeq names its product repetitive proline-rich cell wall protein-like. The transcript is spliced from 2 exons. The coding region runs from base 42 to 1082 and encodes 346 amino acids. NCBI's taxonomy places the organism in Eukaryota, Viridiplantae, Streptophyta, Magnoliopsida, Asparagales, Asparagaceae. The record is from RefSeq and is a predicted model, not a curated record.